AUGCUUCGUCGGACAAAUUCCGAAUCGGCUUCGAGAGAUUCUCGAGCAGGCAGGAGCUCGAAGCCGAGUUCCAUACCGCAUACACCGCAAAAGAUUGCCAAGACACGCUCAGAAACUGUUAUAGAUUUAACUAUUGACUCUCCUUCCACCCUGAGUCGAUCGUCCUCUGCCUCAAAGUCCCAGCCAGUGCAAGAUAUAUCCUCACCGGCGCUCCAUCCCAGUACUCGCCCAGGACCGUCGAGCACCAUGCGUACAUACGCGGGCAAAUCGCGCUCAUUUCUGGUAGCGCUCUCUGCUCCUCAACUCGGAACCCCCUCGCGCACCAACUCGGGCAGUCAGGCUCUUGAUGACGAUGACGGCGACAUGCAUGUUCAAGAAGAAGACCUUGAGAACAGAGAAUCAUAUACUGACCUGCGCACGCGCUGGGGUGUGGACGAGUCAGAGGAUGACCCUCGGCCUGCAUCACCCCCUCUUGCCUCUCAAAGUGAGAAAGGCAAGCGGAAGGGCAAAGGCAAGCCUCAGGAUGUGCACGCUCCCUCCCUGCCGAACGGGAUGAUGAACGACCUGAAGAGCAUCACAGAGCUCAGGAGCAAGGGCGAAAGUAGGCGAUUCCUGGACGAGGUUGGGUAUAUCUUUGAGGGCUUGGAUGCGGAGUCCCUCCUCAGCGUGCGCAGAGGAAGUGCACUUGAAAUCGUCACCAAGUUCUGCGAUGUGGAUUUCGCACGUAGAGCUAAAGCCGCAGACUUCCUGGGCCGCGCAUGGGAAGCACUUCGUGAGGCCGGCGCCGGUGACGGUGACAAGAUUCUAGAUUGCAUCCUGGUCUUCUUUGUUGCACUCGUUUCUCGUGACCCUCGUGACAUCGAAGAUCUGGCCACGAGGACAGAUUUUCUUCCACUUCUUUAUAAGAUGCUUUCUUCCCUUGAACGCAAGAACGACCCCCUAUGGUUCACGUCAUCUUUGUUGAACGACGCCGUGCUCAAGCAGGCGGGGAUCACGCGCGUGGAGAAGACGCUGUUGACGAGUUUAGAGAAGCUGGUGCGGAAGAAAUCGGGGAUGUUGUGUGCAUCGGAACCCGUUUGCAACCGGGUCCUGAUUUCAAUGACACUGAGUGCCUUGUUUCCCGCCGUUCACAACGAGAGACAUUUUCCAUGUCUCCUUAAAAGUCUCUCCUCAGAGAUCCGCCCGAUCGCAUCCCGAAUACCCGCGUAUGCGUCUGGUCUCGGCAUGCUGCCUGCGUUAUCGUCUUCAACGUAUCUGGACUCGUGGUCUUUCCUGCACACCGACAACUGUUUACGAUUGCUCGACUCGUUCCUUCUCGGACGAUGGGAGCGAAGUGAAGGCGAGGAGAACUCUGAUGCCCGGCUCGAUGCGCAACGAGAAGGGGAGCUGGGUUCCUCCCUCGUCGGCCUAUGUAUCGCUUGCGAUGUGAUUUCUCGGGACUCGCUUUAUCCCGACCAAUGCUCGCAAGCUCGUCGAUGCUUGGAAUCUGUGCUACGAGUGCUUAUCAACAUGACUCAUGACGAUCUUCCGUGGUGCCAAAAGCUUCUCAGCGAGCCGUUGACCCUCCCAACAAUCAUACGACUCAUAACGAUGUCACACCGAGACUAUGUGGGAACGAUGAGCAAUGUGAAGCGCGAAGCCGGCGCCGAUGAUGUUGAAGAUCAUGGGAACGUUUCUUCGUCCUUAGACCGAUUAUGUCUUGCAUUAGGACUUCUCACAAAUCUCAUACAAGAGUGCCAAGAAGUCAAAGACGCUCUCCGCCUCACAUCGGCCAGCGUCACAUGCCCCGGACAGCGUGCAUGUAUCAUAGGCUGCAGAUGCACUGCCCGUAUCAGCGCUCUCGGGUGCCUUGCUGAGGUGUAUGCUCAGUAUUGCAGCUUCGAUGACACUUUGGCAUCCGUCCUGCGGGGACACAUGGCAGUGCUGUUCGGCAUGCUAAUGCAAGGAUCCCCGGAAAAUCGCCGCCUGCUAUUGAAGGCCUUUCCCGGAGCAUCUGACGAAGCGACACUGGAUGCACUCGUCGAGCAUGCACGUUCGUUCACCUCGUUCUAUCUCGACUUCACCAAGAGGGUUUCUGCGGUGGUAGAAAGCCAGGACGAUGCGGACGCUAUCGGCAAUACAGAAACGUGGGACGUGGAGCUCGAUAACGAUGUUUCCAGAUUGCUCAGAGACGGACAGGGAGAGACUCUGGCACAGGAAGCAGUAGCAUUUCUUGAAACCCUCAGAGAUGAGACACGGUCACGAAAACGCUAG
Messenger RNA from Laetiporus sulphureus 93-53, 2253 nucleotides. RefSeq lists its product as uncharacterized. Gene Ontology annotation, biological process: regulation of chromosome condensation. The transcript is spliced from 7 exons. The coding region runs from base 1 to 2253 and encodes 750 amino acids. Lineage: Eukaryota; Fungi; Basidiomycota; Agaricomycetes; Polyporales; Laetiporaceae. The record is from RefSeq and is a predicted model, not a curated record.